Messenger RNA from Aspergillus melleus, 570 nucleotides. RefSeq lists its product as uncharacterized. The transcript is spliced from 2 exons. Bases 1 to 570 code for a protein of 189 amino acids. NCBI's taxonomy places the organism in Eukaryota, Fungi, Ascomycota, Eurotiomycetes, Eurotiales, Aspergillaceae. The record is from RefSeq and is a predicted model, not a curated record.
AUGUCUACGGAGCCUACCGUCAACGCCAACACAACUACAGUUCCGGACCCCACCAACACUACGGGCGCUGACGUCACCAAGACGGUCCCGGAUGACGCACCAAAACAGACCAAUGGUGACAAUCAUUCGGCCAAACCAGACGGGGCUGGCCAUACGUCUGUAGAAAGCAACUCUACGGAUGCACCUGGACGGGCGGAUAUAGCCAAACCGGCGGCGGAGGAGCCACUAUCAGGGGGGCCGGUCCUCGCUCCGAGCGUCGAUUCUGAGAAGCCUGCCGGGGAGGCCAAGCCCGAUGCACCCAACACAGGUGACAAGCGGGACCUUGAGUCGACCCCUGCUCCGACGGAUACAGAUAAACCUGUCACCGACUCCUCCGGCCCGUCCACCGUUGCGCCUAUCGCCAAAAAGCAAAAGGCCGACGACAACGCUGCGGCCGCAAAUGGCACCCGGGCGAAUGGGGAGAACAAGAAGACAGGUCGCCCGAAGAAGGUGAAAGAAGCCGCGAAGAAGGUGAUACCUACGGAUGGUAUUGGUAGUCGGACUCGCAGCCGGACCAAGGCCGUGUCUUGA